Molecule: messenger RNA, 1364 nt
Organism: Drosophila novamexicana
Lineage: Eukaryota; Metazoa; Arthropoda; Insecta; Diptera; Drosophilidae
Exons: 2
Coding region: 81-965 (294 amino acids)
Source: RefSeq, a predicted model, not a curated record
AGACACUACUUAGGAGUACAUUCUUCGAAGCACUAAAUAACAAUAAUAGAAAUUCCAAAUUUUUUCGAAUAAGCCGCAACAUGGACACAGACGCAGACAGUAAUCAGCGUGAGAACGGACCAUCGCUGGAUAGCUCCUUCUUCGAGACACUGUGGCCGCUGAUACUGGACGAUAAUAAGUGUCGUGUGGAAAGCGAAUCUGUUGAUUUCUUUGUGCCACGUAAGCCAUUUGAUCAGCUGCGUUGGCAUACCCUGCUGGCUAAUGUGGGCUUCCCGGACUACGAGAAGCCGCAUGAUCUGCGCUGCUGUGAGGCCGCCAAGCAGCAGGAGGAGUCCGAGCAGAUGGCCGAAAAGGCGGUUGAUGAAGCCGUUGAGCGUCAGAGUGCUGUUGCUGCCGACUAUGAACCAACUGGUUCGCGGGCCAUCAGGCGUGUGGACAAGGAAGUCGAGUUUCUACAAAAGCAGCAGCACCGUCGACAGCACUUGGCCUAUUGCUUUGCCAAUCGCAAGUAUCCGAGGGCCAUGCAAACGCCCAUCCAUGAAGUCACCUUUGUUCUCACACGUGAGCUGCGCGCUGGCUUCCAGUGCCCCAUGGAGCACGAGAUCCUGGAAGGCAUUUAUCAAUAUAACUGCAAGCUGAUUCUUAUUGAUGCGAGCACGGACGUCUGUGUAGAUGACUUUCAGCGCUGGAUCAAGUUCCGGCCUUAUGCCCAAAUGCUUUGUCUUGUUCGCUGUCCGCGUGUCGAGCGGCACUUGCAGUUGCUCAAGGUCUUUCACACGCUGCUGGUAGAGGAGGAUGCCCAGAACUCUUGGCACGAGGAGCUGGAGUGCUCUAUCCGUGCGGGUCUCAAGGAGGCCAAGAGGCUGGAGCUUUUCCCCAACUGUGCCGAUGCAUUUGUUUUUGUCUUCUCACGCUAUCGUAGUCUUUGCACUUGUGAUACCUACAAAAUUUUGCGGCGCAUUUAACUUUUGGAUAUGCAAUGCAAAAAUUUACAAUUUUAUCAGUUUUCAGAUUCAUGUUAUAAGUGUUGCACAGUGUGUUCUUUCCCAGAAAAACGUUUUAAAAUCUGUACGAGUAUACGAAAAGGUUAAGUUAAUCGAUUGCCAAAAUUCUGUUGAAGAAAAAACAUCAUAACGAAAAAAUUUGAUAUCCUUGUCAGUAUGAGUUGGCGAAGCGGGUUAAUUUAACAAAUCCUGUCUGCAUAACCAUCCACGUAUUUCAUUUUGAAGAAAAUUUUAAAGUGAAAUGGAUAAAUUAACUGCUCGGAAAUGAUGAAUGCAUCUCAUAAUUCAUAUGUUGAUAACUUUAAAUUGUCAUUUAUACUUUGCACUUACUACGAAUAUGUAUCAACUAUUUUAAAUGAA